AUGCCACCCAAGUACCCUUCAAUUAGGAGGGGAAGGGAUGGAAUACCUGUUCUAUACGACAGUGAUGCUGCUCGGCAGUUUAAGGAGAAGGCUUGGUUUCCUCCACAGACAGCAUCCCAGGUAGAAAAUCUUGCCAAGGAAUGUGUAAGAGAGAGAGGUGGGGAUGUCAAUGACAGAAAAGACGUGCUAGGAGAGUUCGUAUUGCAAAGUGGGAAAUACAGAGGGCAGAAGUUUUGUUGGCUGCUGGAAAAUUGUCCUGGAUAUGUGGGCUGGUUUGUUGGGUCGAUUUUGGAGGACCGAGUGAAAGGCGACAAGUCCUCAGUCACUCAAAUGGCAAACAAAGAUUCCCUUUUGAUGUAUUGUUCCAUGUUUGAGGAGUCUCGGGCCAUUGUUAGCCAAAAACUAUCUGGUAGGAGCAAGAAAAUUCAAGAUGAAUGGAAGAGACUUUGUGAGAAAAGGAAUGUUGUACCUGGGCAACAAUUUCAUUUGCUUCUUUCUGGAAGAGAGCUGUCCCCAGAAGCGCUUCGGAGAAAGGUCAGAAGGAUUGCAACUCCCAAACGAGUAACACCAAAUUUAAAGCAGCCUUCGAGGUCACCAGCAACAGCAGAUGACAUGAGGUUACUCGAAGCUGUUCAAGAAUUUGAAGUGGAGUCUGGUGUUUUACAGUCCCCAGAAGUUGAAAUUAGUAAAGUGAGAAGAAAGCUUCUGCAAGAAUCGGCCCUGCCCUCAGCAACCUCCAGCACUGCUGCUCCUGCCUUAGUGAGGCCCUCCCCAACCUCCAGCACUGCUGCUCCUGCCUUAGUGAGGCCUCCCGCAACCGCCACUGCUGCUCCUGCCUUAGUGAGGCCCUCCGCAACUUCCAGCACUGCUGUUCGUGCCUUAGUGAGGCUUCCCGCAACUGCCACUGCUGCUCCAGCCUUAGUGAGGCCCUCCGCAACUUCCAGCACUGCUGCUCCUGCCUUAGUGAGGCCCUCCGCAACUGCCACUGCUGCUCCUGCCUUAGUGAGGCCAUCCGCAACCUCCCGCAAUGCUGCUCCUGCCUUAGUGAGGCCCUCCGCAACUGCCACUGCUGCUCCAGCCUUAGUGAGGCCCUCCGCAACUUCCAGCACUGCUGCUCCUGCCUUAGUGAGGCCAUCCGCAACUGCCACUGCUGCUCCAGCCUUAGUGAGGCCCUCCGCAACCUCCAGCACUGCUGCUCCUGCCUUAGUGAGGCCCUCCACAACUGCCACUGCUGCUCCUGCUUUUUCCACUGCAGAGCCAAGACUAUUGUCUGCCACAACAUCUGCCUCUAUUAAACAUGAUCUUGAGGCCCCAUCGACAGCCAGUAGAGACACAUCAGACACUCUGACUGUCCUGGCUGGAUGGAAGAAAACUCUGCCCGAUGUGGAUCACAAGUGGAUAUCAGAGACUUUUUUCAGGAUGGGGAAACGCGGCCCUGAAUUUGAUUUCACUAAAGUCUCCAAGCUUUGGUACCAGCCACCACAGCCAAGCCUUUCAGCAAGUAUCCUCAACAAACCAGAUCGGUACUUUGCUCAUCGGUUUUUCCUGUGGAUGCCCCGCCACCUGUUCCACAUGGACCUUGUUUGUCCUCAGGAGGAAUGCAAUGGAAAACUGACCAAUGCCGGAGUCCAUCAAAAAACCCGCAUGGUGUUGGAUGUAGACUCUUUCUACAACAUGGCUGGAGAGUACCUUAGUUGCCCAAAAUGCUCCAAAAAGGUCAUCAGUUGGAGUGAGGGUAUACUUAGGCAGCUUGACAACACCAGCAGGAAUCAGUUCCCAUGUAUUUUGACAUCAAAAUAUGCAUGCGACCUGAGGGUUGUCAGGCUCCUUCGUCAAAGAACCUUGGGAAAUAGCAGCAGUGCUGUGAGCAAGGUGAUAGAGGAGCAGCAUGGUGAGAAGUAUGUCACCAGCUUAGAAAGCUACUUCUCCAACUGCAAAUCUUUCCAAUCUUCUGCUCAUAGAGGUUUCUUUGGCAUCCUUCACUUUCAACGGCCACCACCCCAACCGCCAGUGCCAAGACACCGUUGGUUCAUGAAAGUGUACCAACUGGAUGUCAUAAACAGACUGGAUUACAUCAAGGCAUCCAUAACAUCCCAGUUUGGUGCCAUACUGAAGAUGGAUUCAACUAAAAAAAUUACAAACAAACUUGCAGGUCAUGGCAGAAAGACGGCAAUGUGGGCGACAAAUGUAGGGAAUGAAUACGGACAAAUACUCAUGUCCGUAUUGACUGAGGGAGAGGGGGCAUCCUUGAGGCCAAUGAUCGAAGGCAUUAUGUCACGCUAUGAGAAGGCAGCAGUAGAUCCUCCUCAAGUCCUGUAUGUUGACAGAGAUUGCUGUGGACCGGCAACAGUACACAAGUACUUUGAAAAUUGGCCAAAUAUUAGCAUAAGGUUAGACAUCUGGCACUUUAUGCGACGGUUCCCCUCUGGUUGUACCACUGACAAGCAUCCUUUGUACAGCAUUUUCAUGGGCAAGCUUAGUCAGUGUGUCUUCAAAUGGGAUGAGGAUGAUCUCCAGCUGCUAACAACAGCCAAGCGGGAAGAGAUGAUCCUCCAGGGAGUCGUCAACCCCCCUGAAAAGGAUGUCAGGCGAAACCUCUCCUCAACAGAACUGGCACUCCACUGUAAGCGUGUCACCCGAGGAACAGAGGAGACCCAAACGCUGAUAUCAGGCUUGAUACAGUCAUUGGAUGGCCCCAAAGGGUGCGACACAUUAGGUGUCCCAUUGUUUGAAAGCGAGAGGAUAGCUGAGGUGUGGAGGGUCCAACAACAACAUGUUUCCUGCAUCCAGGACCCUGAAGGUGUUCAUCUGUACACACAGACCGGUACCUUGAAGAAAGGUGGGGUUAGUCUGCCUGUGUACAGAUGUGCCAGAGGAUCGACCUCCCUCGAAAGUUUUCAUCUCCACAUGAACAGGUUUAUACCAGGGACCCUGGCCAACGACAUAAAUUUCCAAGUUUUUUUACUGGAUGGCCUGUUCCGUUGGAAUCUAGACAGGGAGGCUGCUGCUGUCAGGACAGAUACCAGGGAACGUUGUCCAAGGACAUACAGUGGUCCUCUUAAAAACUCGGUCAAUAAACUGUCUUUAGAAAUCUUAGGGGAACCUUUCUUCGGGGACUUUCGACCACCAGGGAUGUAUACAGGGGAGCUCAUAGGCAUUGAGUACUUAUACUCCCAAACAGGAAAAGGAUCAACUGAUUAUGCACAGGCUGUUCUAUCAAUUUCUGAGGAAGACAACCGUGACGUUGAGGAAGAAGAUGAAGGCUUCGAAGAGAUAGAAGACGUCAUUGAUCCUACAAUCCCUGCCCUUGAGUGUCAUCCUGAGCCAGUGCCUCCCAUUCUGCCCAUCCCGUCUAUGGCAGAUUAUGAAAAAAUGUUGGAAGACACAUGCAGAGCAGAAUCAGCAGAGCCAGUUUUAGUGCCUCUACACCAAGACCCUAAAGAUAAACCCCAGAACACUGCCGCUGAUGAUGAUGUAGUUGGUCCAGACAACAUUCCUGGUUACGGCCAUGUCUUGCGCCUUGCAACCUUCCUUGUUUCAUUGCGGGAUGCAAAGGGAUUGUUGCCAGCACAGCUGAAACAAUUGAAGGACUUGUGGAGGGCCCUCAGUGAUUACGACAAGCUGAGGACUGUCUUCUCUCCAAGACAUCAGAAGGGACAUCUCCAGGGCAGAUUUAAAAGCCCGAGGAAAAAGGUGGCACCUGGGGUCGAGAGUAUUGAAAGAGUUGUACUCGGUCCGAAUCAAGGACCCGCACAAUGGCCAAACUGUAACCGUUACACAGAGGCCACAGUUCAUCAACUCCUGCAGAUUUUUAGGAGCGAUCUUAGGAGGGGAGGGAGGUCCGUAACCAGGUUUUCAUUGGUUCUUGGGGCCUUCCAUCACAUCAGGCAUACAAUCCUUGAAAACCAUGAAGCUAUGGAGGAAACCGAUAUACAGCUCCCCCUCUUGAACAAAAAGACGCUUAGCCAAUGGUUUAAUGACAAAAGUAAGCAGCAGGACAAGAAGGUUUUAUCUCAAGGUUUAGAGCUACCGAGUCCUUCACUGACAACUAGCAAGGCUCCUGCUGCCCUGUCCAAACCUUCAGUGCUUCCGACCGGGGACACUCAGCCAUAUCCUUUCCAUAGUCCUCCGUCUUCUGUUGGCUUGGCCAAGGUUAAGGACAGGAAGAACAAACCAUCAUAUUUGAAGAUAUUGCCGUCCCCCAAUCCAGCUGUCUCAUUCCAACUUGUCACGGGUCCAGGGAACACAGCAGUACUCGUACUAUCAAGUGUCCCACCAGCUAGUGUUCCUUCUACAAGCCAGGGAGGAAUGAAACGGAAAGGAGAGGAAGUGAGGACUGCUGCUACGGAGGCCAAGAAACCGAAGAGAUGCGGUAAAUGUGGAGAAGAGAGGACCCCACCUGGCCACCAACAAUACAUGGGGUACAGAUACUGCUCCUCUGUGGACAACACACCUUUUACAGAGUGGAGGGAACAACUGAAAAAUGCAGGAGUAGCGAGGAAGAAGAAAGGAAACUGAUAUUUUCAAUUUUGGCAAUUUAAGGAUUCAAAACAUUCAACAGCAUUUGGAAUUUUUGGCACCAUAGUAAUACCG
Molecule: messenger RNA, 4593 nt
Organism: Magallana angulata
Lineage: Eukaryota; Metazoa; Mollusca; Bivalvia; Ostreida; Ostreidae
Exons: 17
Coding region: 1-4518 (1505 amino acids)
Source: RefSeq, a predicted model, not a curated record